AUGGCACAUUCUGUAACUAUAGCGGGUGGAUCAGGCCACCCAAAGAUGGAUCGAAAAAGAACCCUUACGAUGAAUUGGGAUGCCUUUGGUGAUCAUGAUGACGAUGACGAUGAUCGAUUCUUUGAUUGCAACCGGCUCUCUGGAGCUGUUCCGGCCGACCUAGCUUCUUCAGGAUCUGAUGAGGAUGAUUUUGAAGAAUCUCGUGCCUCGUUCUCCACCACCAUUUCUUCCAAAACAUUCCGAAAUUACUCCUUUGCGGCUGCAGCAGCCAAUCCCACAACAAUGUCGCCGGAAUACGACAUAUGGAUGGCAGCUCCGGGAUCAAUAACUGAGCGGCGAAACCGCUUGCUUCAAGGGAUGGGGUUGGCCGAAGAGAAAGCAAUGGUAAAGAUGAUGAGCAAGGACUUUUCCCGUGCUGUUACACGAAAAAUCGCCCAAGUCACUGCCGCUGCAGCUGCCAAGGCUGCUGCAGCGACAGCGGCCUCAACUUCUGAGCAGCAACCAAAUAAUGUCAAUGCCACUUCUGAGGCAACUGACAAAUCUGUUUCCCCUGCUCCCAAUUCUAACCAUGAGCGCACACCAUCAUCACAACUCCCUGUAAUGCUAGUUCGGUCACGAUCUGAUGGUGAUAUUGAAUCUUUCUCCAAUGAUAAGAAAAGGAAAGAGGAGGUGUUUGGUUUGAUCUCCAAGCAACGCAUCACUCGCACGACCUCUCUCAUCAUUGUAUCCCAAGCUCGUGCACAUAGCUACUCGACCUACCCUGACUCUGUACGAGUCCCCAAUAACAAUAAAGAAAAUGGAAAUGGAUGCUCAUCCUCCAACAAUGAAAAUGGUGGUGGUGCGCACAAUCGAGGCUCUAAUAAUAAAUCGACCAUACCCAACAACUUUGGAGCCUUUUUCCUAAUCAAGAAUUUGGAUACAGGCAAGGAGUUCAUUGUCAAUGAGUACGAUCAAGAUGGAAUGUGGAACAGAGUGAGCGAUCUCCAAACCGGAAAGCAAUUAACGAUGGAGGAAUUUGAGAAAUCUGUUGGACAUUCGCCUGUCGUAAAAGAGUUAAUGCGAAGGGAAAACGUGAAUGAUGGAAAUGACAGAAAGCUGGGAGUCAACAAUUACUUCUCCAAGAGUUUGCGUAUGAGCAAAAGGCGAGGAGCGGCCCUGGUAAAAAGUAUAAAAGGGGUUGCACAUUCAAUGUCGAUGAGUGCGUCUAAAACAGAGAGGGACAGGGAUCUCCUUCCACCACCAAUACCCGAUCAAAAGGCUGCAGCUGGAAAUAAGAACUCAUCAGCAGCACCAUCGGGAUGGAUCAAAGUUCGAGUGACGGGGAAGUCACAGAGGGAACUGAGUGCUCUGCAUUUGUGUCAAGAGAUUCAAGCACAUGAGGGUUCGAUUUGGACGCUCAAGUUUAGUUCAGAUGCCCGAUAUUUGGCUAGUGGUGGUGAAGACAAAGUAAUACAUAUAUGGGAGGUUCAGGAAUGCGAAGUGCUUUCGUUGCAUGAUGGCCAUUUGACCCCUCUUCAUCCAUCAUUGUCUAAUUCUGUUGCAGCACCGCCGCCUAGUUUGUCUGAGGCUUCACCGACUCCAUCCUUGAAGAAGAAGAAGAAAGGUGGUUCUACUAGCAAGAAAGGCAACCCGAUUCCUGAAUAUGUUCAUGUGCCCGAAACUGUGUUUGCACUUUCAGAGAAACCAAUUUGCUCCUUCACUGGCCAUCUUGAUGAUGUGUUGGAUUUGUCAUGGGCGGGAUCUCAGCUACUUCUAUCAUCAUCAAUGGAUAAAACAGUGAGAUUAUGGGAUAUGGAGAGCAAGAGUUGUUUGAAGAUGUUUGCUCAUAAUGAUUAUGUAACUUGUAUACAAUUCAACCCCAUGAAUGAUCAAUAUUUCUUGAGUGGAUCACUCGACAACAAGAUUCGCAUAUGGAGUGUUCCCGAUAGGCAGCUUGUGGAUUGGACUGAUCUUCAUGAAAUGGUCACUGCUGUUUGCUACACUCCAGAUGGUCAGGGUGCACUAGUCGGAUCACACAAAGGAACUUGCAGAAUGUAUAGUCUUGAAGACUGCAAACUAAAUCAAACGGAUCAAAUUGACAUCCAAAAAAAGAAAUCCAGUGGGAAAAAGAUCACAGGGUUCCAGUUUUCUCCAGGAAAUCCAUCAGAAGUCCUCGUCACUUCUGCUGAUUCUAGAAUACGCAUUAUGGAUGGCAAGGAGCUGGUCCACAAAUUUAGAGGUUUCAAAAACAUCAAUAGCCAAAUUGCAGCUUCAUUUAGCUUGAGUGGAAAGCAUGUGAUUUGUGCGAGCGAAGAUUCUAAUGUGUACAUUUGGAAGCGAGAGGAAGCUGGAAAAGGAAAGAGUGUUGUCACCAAUCGGGGGUAUGAGGCAUUCCAAUGCAAAGACGUGUCUGUGGCCAUUCCCUGGCCAGCGAUCGUAAAAGGCGACCCUCCGCCAAUUCCAACCACCACAACAAAAAGCAAGUCUAAACGUAGCUCUGCUGCUGCUGCUGCUUCUUCUACCAACUCCCCAACCAAGGAAGACUCCUCCACCUCCAGUAAGAAAAGCCAGUCCGCCUCUGGAGACUCACCCUCACCCACCAAGGAAGACAAUCCCUCAGCAUCUAAGAAGCCACCACUUCCAAAGAAGCACAAAGAAAAUCAUAAUAACAAGGACAUUGCUGCCAAGGAUAGUAACAAGGACAUUGCCAAAGACGAGACCAAUGAAAAGGAGAACAAUGUUGAUGAAAAUGAAACCAGUAAAGAUAAUAAUAAUAAUAGUCUUGUAGAGGCUACUUCAAUAGCACCAGAAGAAGAUCCUGCACAAGUUUCACUAUCAGAAUCUGAGGUCGCCGGUGAGUCAUUAUCUUCUGAUACAUCAUCAUCUGCUAAAUUAGAGGAGUCUCCGUCGAUUAGUUCGUCCACCACAAAUCCAUCGUCAUCAUCUUCUUGGUCUUCAAAUUGGUCUUGGUUUGAAGGGACUAGUCACGGAGGGAACAACAAAAACCAAGCUUCAGCAUGGGGGCUUGUCAUUGUGGCAGCCACGUCUGAAGGUGAGAUCAAAGCUUAUCAAAACUUUGGUUUGCCUCGUAAGAUGGGUCGCCAGAGCAAUCUCUUCUAG
Messenger RNA from Linum tenue, 3099 nucleotides. The record is from the annotation of a GenBank genome assembly. NCBI's taxonomy places the organism in Eukaryota, Viridiplantae, Streptophyta, Magnoliopsida, Malpighiales, Linaceae.